Molecule: messenger RNA, 1140 nt
Organism: Guyanagaster necrorhizus
Lineage: Eukaryota; Fungi; Basidiomycota; Agaricomycetes; Agaricales; Physalacriaceae
Product: P-loop containing nucleoside triphosphate hydrolase protein
Exons: 2
Coding region: 1-1140 (379 amino acids)
Biological process (GO): transmembrane transport
Cellular component (GO): membrane
Molecular function (GO): ATP hydrolysis activity; ATPase-coupled transmembrane transporter activity; ATP binding
Source: RefSeq, a predicted model, not a curated record
AUGAUUGACAACGAGUGUGUUGGGUCAGGACAGUCUUCAGGAGACAGCCAUAAAGCCAAACUUUCAUUUUCUUCCGUGACACCGGUAGAUGUGCAAGUUCGGAACCUUUCUGUGCAGGUCGAGAGCAGCACCCGUCAAUGGAAAGAUCGCUUUCCUAGCUUCAGGAAAUCUACUUCAGAUCUGGAGACUCCCCAGACUAAAUGUCUUCUUACCCAUAUCGACGCUGAUUUCCCUCAUGGUACUCUGACGGGCAUCCUUGGAAGUAGAGGUAGUGGAAAGACAACACUGCUCAAUGUUCUGUCUGAACGCAUGUAUGAUAGCAACCUCUCUGUUCAAGGAGAGCGGUUGCAUAACAAUUCAACAUCCCUAUCUAGCAUUUCACAUGCCUAUGUCGGUCAGACAGACUCCCUUCUUCCCACUGUCACUGUGCAUGAAACUCUCACAUUCGCUGCAAGCUUACUUCUUCCCACUUCCAUUAGUCGCAUCCAGCGUGCAAAACUCGUUGACAAUAUCAUUGUAGAGCUUGGACUCAAGGACUGUUCGAACUCAUGUGUCGGAGAUGGUGUCCGCCACAUGGGGUGUUCUAGUGGAGGUCUGAGACUCAUCAGUCUGGGCAUCGAGUUGCUGAGAAACCCCUCUGUACUGUUUCUGGAAGAGCCGACGACAGGUCUUGACCCAACAAGUGCGUUUCACAUUGUGACGAAGCUGAAGAGUCUCACACAGAAGGGCGUAACAGUCAUUAUGACGUUGCAUCAGCCUCGUUCUGAUGUGUUUCGUAUGCUUGAUAGGGUGAUACUACUUUCCCAAGGGCAUUCACUUUAUGCUGGUGUGGCCUCAGAGGCCGUUCCAUGGUUCGAACGACUUGUCCGCCCAUUAGAACUACACCGCAAUCCUGCAGAUUAUCUGAUCGAUAUUGGUGCCAUCAAUGUCUGCAUGGGUGCAGCUGAGGAGACCGCUCCAAGUCGCAUCAGCAGGCUCAUCGCAGCAUGGAAAUCAGAGUCAGCUAUCCGAUUCCCCCCACUCAAGAGCAAAUUGACAAUCAGCCCUGUUGAUCCACAUGAUGUGAUCAAGGCAGCCUGUUGGUCAUGUCAUACAUGGACUUACCCUGAUAUCCCAGAAGCUGAAGGCAAGCAAUCAUGA